AUGGGAGGCCGUCCGCAGUCGCCCACGGGAACUGGUCCUGUGGACCUAUCUAUGCCUCGACUUGGGAUGCGGCGUGAUUCUAUGCGAAGCAGCAUGAGUGUUGUGUCCGAUGUCGAGAUGGCUCGAAACGAGGUUUUCGAUGGUCCAAUAUCGGAAAGCAUCCCAUCUAGUGUGGUCUCAUUUGCCCACCGUCGCAGCAGAGCAGACUCUACUGUGAGCUUCACAUAUUUUCAGGAUGGAGAAGAUUUUGCCGAGUUGUCCAAUGAAGAUGCCGUGGAUGACGAAAGCGAGAUUGACGAGCAGUCUCUGCAUGGGCUGGGAGAUGUAGACAUCGAGUCUAGCAGAGGGUCCUUUGUCUCCAAACGGAUGUCUACAUCUCGUGACUCGGUCGAACAUCCUCUUCUUUCUCGCUACAUGUCCGCUAGCUCGUAUGGUCGGGAUCGAAGGACUGGUAGUCGUCUGAACCAGAAAAUUUACAUUGCAUCAGAGGAUCUGACCGCUGUGUUUGCUGGCUUUUCUACCAGCACUGGCGGCAUGGCCAUUUACCUUGCUUUGUGUUUUCUCACCGGCGGACUCGGCUACCUACUUUUUCGAUGGAUGCCCCGAUGGCGGGUCAAGCUUAUCGGAAAAGCAACUCCUAUAGGGAGGUGCCAGUGGGUUGCUAUUGAGGACCAAUGGAAUCAAUUCACAAUCCACGACGUUGGCAGCCAGCCAUAUGGACGUCCGCUUUCGACAGUCUUUGCUGACUCUUUGCUUCACACGCUUGACGAAGAUGGUGACCCAACCGUUGAAUCUCUGCAGUUCAUUGAUUAUAGGUAUUUACGAUUUUUCUACCACCCCAUUGAGGACAAGUUCGCCUUGAUUACUGGCUGGAAGGAUCCUUCGUGGACCAAUGCCAAGGUCAUGCGCGGAGGGCUGGAUGCCGACGAGCGAGACAGCAGAGAGCAGCUCUUUGAACGCAACGCCAUUGAAAUUCACCAGAAGACCGUUCCACAGCUGCUCGUUGAUGAGGCCUUCCACCCUUUCUACAUAUUCCAAAUUGCAAGCUUGGUUCUAUGGUCCAUGGAUGAAUACUACUACUACGCUGUCUGUAUCUUCCUUAUCUCAUUCUUCAGCAUUGGAACAACUGUGCUUGAAACGAAAUCGACGAUGAGCCGCUUGAGAGAGAUCUCCCUAUUUGAUUGUGAUGUUCGUGUACUAAGAAACGGAUUUUGGAGGUCUGUUUCAUCACAAGAGUUGGUACCCGGCGAUGUAUAUGAAUUCUCCGACCCAUCGAUUAACCAGGUUCCGUGCGAUUGCAUCCUACUAUCGGGAGACUGCAUUGUCAAUGAAAGCAUGUUGACAGGCGAAUCUGUUCCUGUUUCGAAGAUACCUCUGACUGACGAUGCUCUCGGAUAUCUUGACCUCAGCACUCCCUCUAUCCAUCCCAAUGUUGCCAAACAUUUCUUGUUCAGUGGCACAAAGGUCAUUCGCGCCAGACGUCCCCAGAAUUCCGACGACGACGAGGCUGUGGCAUUGGCCGUUGUUGUGAGAACCGGCUUUUUGACCACCAAGGGUGCUCUAGUUCGUUCAAUGCUUUUCCCGAAGCCAUCUGGGUUCAAAUUUUAUCGAGAUUCAUUCCGUUACAUCGCAGUGAUGGGAAUUGUCGCUCUUCUUGGAUUCGUUGCCUCGUUCGUUAACUUUGUGCGGUUGGGUCUUGCCUGGCAUUUGAUUAUUAUACGGGCUCUCGACUUGAUCACAAUUGUUGUGCCACCAGCUCUUCCGGCUACACUCACCAUCGGAACCAAUUUUGCUCUCUCUCGACUUAAGAAGAAGAGCAUAUUCUGCAUCAGUCCACAGAAAGUCAACGUGGGCGGCAAAUUGGACAUUGUGUGCUUUGACAAAACUGGAACUCUCACAGAAGAUGGACUGGACGUGCUUGGAGCGCGCAUAGUCACCAAGGGUAACUCGUUCUCAGAAUUGCUCUCUGAGACAUCUGAAGGGUUCCUUCUUCCGCCUAAAAAUGCAAACUCCGCCUACGAUAUUGAAAAGCAAAAGAAGAUUAUUUACACCAUGGCAACGUGCCACUCUCUUAGGGUGGUGGACGAUGAGCUGCUGGGCGAUCCACUCGAUGUGAAGAUGUUCCAAUUCACCAACUGGUCAUUUGACGAGGGCGGGAACCAUGUUCCUGACCAGACGAGCCCCAAAUAUGAUACGAUUGCACCAUCGGUUGCAAAGCCCCCUGCUAGUGGCCAAGAAGAUGUCAAUAAUCCUUUGGAACUUGGAGUUCUGCGAAGCUUCGAGUUUGUUUCCCAGCUUCGUCGUGCUAGUGUUGUCGUCAGGCAGUUCGGCGACAAUGGAGCAAGCUUCUUCGUGAAGGGUGCCCCAGAAAGUAUCAGGGACAUCUGUACCCCUGAAUCCCUUCCAUCGGACUAUGAAGAUCUUUUGAGCUACUACACCCACAAAGGGUAUCGAGUAAUUGCCUGCGCGACCAAGUACGAACGGAAGUUGAGCUGGACAAAAGUCCAGAAGAUGAGUCGAGAAGACGCUGAAUCAAACCUGGAGUUCCUGGGCUUUAUUAUUUUCGAGAACAAAUUGAAGCCGAGUACCGCCGGUGUGAUUUCCGAGCUGAACGAGGCAGGCAUUCGCAAUGUGAUGUGCACUGGCGAUAACAUCUUGACUGCGAUCAGUGUUGCACGCGAGUGCAACAUGCUCGGCCGUAACGAGAUGUGUUUUGUUCCCCAUUUCGUCGAGGCACCCGGCCUUUCGUCUAAGAUAUCUCUUAUAUGGGAGUGUGUGGACAACCCUGACCUCCGAUUGGAUCCGAGAACACUUUUGCCGAUUCACACGGCAGAGACCGACCUUUCUGUGCCAGGAAGUACUCUGGUUGAGCGCGAAUACUCUGUCGCUGUGACGGGCGAUGCUUUCAGGUGGUUGAUCGACUACGGCAAUGAAGAUGUUCUAAACAAGGUACUUGUAUUCGGAAAAGUGUUUGCGAGAAUGUCACCGGAUGAAAAGCAUGAGCUGGUUGAGAAACUUCAGUCUAUUGAUUACUGCUGUGGAUUCUGCGGCGAUGGCGCCAACGACUGUGGUGCAUUGAAGGCAGCAGAUGUUGGUAUUUCGUUGUCGGAUGCUGAAGCAUCUGUUGCUGCACCCUUUACAAGUCGUGUCUUUGAGAUUUCUUGUGUUCCAACCUUGAUCAAAGAGGGCCGAGCUGCUUUGGUGACAAGCUUUUCCUGUUUCAAGUUUAUGAGUCUGUACUCCGCUAUCCAAUUCUCAACCGUCAGCUUCUUGUACACUUCGGGCUCUAACCUUGGUGACUUCCAAUUCCUUUUCAUCGACCUUGCACUUAUCAUGCCAAUUGCAAUCUUCAUGGGUUGGGCUGAUCCCGCUCCUAAGCUUUCUCGGAAACGUCCCACUGCCGACCUUGUCUCGCGCAAGGUCUUGACCCCCCUGCUUGGACAUAUCUCUAUAGUUGUCCUCGCUCAGCUAGCAGUUUUCGAAACCGUUCAGAUGCAGCCAUGGUUCUUGCCGCCGCAACUGGAUCUCGAAAAGAGCAACAUUUUCAAUUCAGAGAAUACUGCGCUUUUCUUGUUCUCUUGUUUCCAGUACAUCCUGACUAGCGUCAUCCUCAGCGCUGGUCCACCGUUCCGAAAGGCCAUGAUCCAUAAUGGUAUGUAUCCUUCCACCCAAGACUUGGCUGGCCAUAAGCUUACUGGGAAUCCUUCGAUAGUGCCAUAUCUAUGUACGAUUAUUAUAGACGUUAUUAUCGCAGCUUAUAUGCUGUUCAGGCCCUCAGGAUGGGUAUCCGAAGUCAUGCAACUGACUUUCAUGUCUGAUGCGUUCAGAAGCUGGCUUAUUGCACUGGCAUUCGGUGUUUUCCUUUUCGCCUGGAUUGCCGAGAAGAAUAUCUUCCCGCGCGUGGCGCAAAUGAUUGGACUUGCUCGUGCUCGCCUACAGCCGGGCUACCGCAAGAAGCGCCGCAUGUACAAGGUCUUGCUGGAGGAGAUGCGCAUGUGA
Messenger RNA from Penicillium olsonii, 3999 nucleotides. NCBI's taxonomy places the organism in Eukaryota, Fungi, Ascomycota, Eurotiomycetes, Eurotiales, Aspergillaceae. The record is from the annotation of a GenBank genome assembly.